AUGCUGAGCCCCAUCGAACAGUCCAAGCGCACGGCUGCGCGCCAGGCCGUGGACGAGUACGUGCAGAGCGGCUUCGUCGUGGGCGUCGGCAGCGGCUCCACGGUCGUGUACGCGGCCGAGCGCCUCGGUGAGCUCGUCAAGGAGCAGAAGCUCACGAACGUCAAGUGCAUCCCCACGUCCUUCCAGGCCAAGCAGCUCAUCGCCGAGCACAAGCUCACGCUCACUAGCCUGGACGAGAGCCCCGUGAUCGACGUGACCAUCGACGGCGCCGACGAGGUGGACCUGCAGCUCAACUGCAUCAAGGGCGGCGGCGGCUGCCAGCUGCAGGAGAAGAUCGUGGCCUUCGCGGCCAAGAAGUUCGUCGUGAUCGCCGACUACCGCAAGGAGUCCAAGCAGCUCGGCGAGCAGUGGACGCAGGGCGUGCCCGUCGAGGUCAUCCCCAUGGCCUACGUGCCGCUCAUACACAAGAUGGAGCAGGACUUCGGCGGCAAGCCCGUGCUACGCAUGGCCAAGUGCAAGGCCGGCCCCGUGGUCACGGACAACGGCAACUUCGUGCUUGACGUGAACUUCGGCGUCAUCAGCGAACCCAAGACGCUCUGCGAUCGCCUUAAGCUGCUCCCUGGUGUGGUGGAGGUCGGCCUUUUCUGCGGCAUGGCCGAGAAGGCCUUCUUCGGACAGACUGACGGCUCGUUCACCACACGGGUAGCUGGCAAGUCCGCCUAA
Messenger RNA from Phytophthora sojae, 723 nucleotides. RefSeq lists its product as hypothetical. The coding region runs from base 1 to 723 and encodes 240 amino acids. Gene Ontology annotation, cellular component: intracellular membrane-bounded organelle. NCBI's taxonomy places the organism in Eukaryota, Oomycota, Peronosporomycetes, Peronosporales, Peronosporaceae. Gene Ontology annotation, molecular function: ribose-5-phosphate isomerase activity. The record is from RefSeq and is a predicted model, not a curated record. Gene Ontology annotation, biological process: D-ribose metabolic process; pentose-phosphate shunt, non-oxidative branch. The transcript has 2 exons.